Molecule: messenger RNA, 4973 nt
Organism: Falco peregrinus (peregrine falcon)
Lineage: Eukaryota; Metazoa; Chordata; Aves; Falconiformes; Falconidae
Gene: TPD52L1
Product: TPD52 like 1
Exons: 8
Coding region: 105-737 (210 amino acids)
Biological process (GO): positive regulation of MAP kinase activity; positive regulation of apoptotic signaling pathway
Cellular component (GO): cytoplasm
Source: RefSeq, a predicted model, not a curated record
GGGAGGGGAGCGGCAGCGGCCGCCUGGCGCCGGCUGUCAGCGCUGCAAGAGCCGUGGGUCCGGCCGCGCGGGGCGGCUUCGGCGGACGGCGGAGCCCCCUCGCCAUGGAGCCGCAGGCGCAGGGCCUGUUGGAAACCCAGUCUUUGCAUGAAGCAGAUGAAGAUGUAGUCACUGAUGUUGAUUUCACCAAUAUGAUUUCUGAAGAAGAAAAAGAAGAAUUAAAGAUUGAGCUAGCCAAGCUAGAGGAUGAAAUUUCAACUUUGCGGCAAGUGCUAGCAGCCAAAGAAAAGCACCUGGUUGAAAUUAAACAAAAACUUGGCAUAAGUCUGAUGAAUGAACUGAAGCAGAACUUUAGCAAAAGCUGGCAUGAUAUGCAGACAACCUCUGCUUACAAGAAAACACACGAGACCCUGAGCCAUGCAGGACAAAAAGCAACAGCAGCUAUCAGCAAUGUAGGAACUGCUAUCAGCAAGAAGUUUGGAGAUAUGAGAUCGCAUUCAAUUGGUUACUCUAUUCGCCAUUCCAUAAGCAUGCCUGCAAUGAGGAAUUCUCCAACUUUCAAAUCGUUUGAGGAGAAGGUUGAGACCACUGUCACAACCCUUAAGACCAAGGUUGGUGGGACAAGCCACACAGGGGGCAGUUUUGAAGAAGUCCUCAGCUCUACAGCCCAUGCCAGUGCUCAGAGCUCUCUUGCUGGUACCCGACUCCCUGAGAGCGAAGAAGAGCUUCAGUGUUAAACCGCAGGCCCUCCUGAGCCUCGCAUGCCUCCCUUCAGAGACUUGCCUAGCCCGUGAGUUUUAGGCCUCCCUUGCCACCCAACUUGUGCAACAAGGUUUUGUCAGCUUUGGAAAAUUGCCUCCCUGGCCUUGUGCUGGAGAAAUGUUUCCUCUCUCUAUUUGUAUUUUCAAUGGGCCAUUUUAUCAUCAGGUACUUUGUACACCAUAGAAACCAGACAUAAGUCAUUGACUUAUCAUUGUUAGGUGACCAAAAUAGCUUUCAUUUUCACGUAACUUUCCUCCAACAAUCUCCCAGUCUCUGUUUCUUAUUUCUUUUAGUUUACGGUUUUCCAUCUGUUGGUUUCUAACUCCCCUUUCAGUGCCACAUCAGACAGAUGGACCUAGAGCUGGGCAAAGAUUUCUACUGCCAGCACUAGUCCCAUAUACCAGCUGCCUGCCAGCCAUACCAGGUGUCCUUUGCUCAGGAGUCUCUGUACACGAUCCGCUUUCUAAAGGAAAUAAAAUCACUGUCACAGAAAGUUUUUUCUUCUUCACUGGUACAGUCUGGUAUUGCCCUCCACCCAUGGGUCAGCAGAGUAAAGGACAGGAAGAGACAGCCAGUGAUUCAUAUAGAAACUGAACUGAUUACAGCUGCCGUUUUAAGAUGAUCGUUGUAGCUGGAAAAGCUUCAGUUUAAAAUAUGUUCCAUUGCUCGGUCUCUGUGGUUUGGUAAGACUUGACAGUGUAAGUAAGUUAAUUACAGAAGAAGCGGAGGGAACCUCUAAUAUUUUUGCCUCCGCUAUCUUUCCCUCAAAAAUAAGGCAAGGUAUAUUUAUGAGCAUAAGUUAAGAUACAGCCUUAAGUGAAAGAACACAAAACCAACAGCUGGCUUAAGAUGUGCCAUAGGUGAGCAAGCCCAUGCCUUCAGUCUGCAUUUCAGAGCUGCUAGCGCAAACCCUGUUAUCUCACAUGCAGGAUGAGUAGGUGCUUCACUUUGUCAGAUUUUGUCAUGCUUCGCUCCAGGACCUAACUCCACCAACUGCAUAAUAUCUGCUUAAUCACUACGAGCCAGUCAUCUCUCAGCUUUGAUUCAGCAUGUUUUCUUGCAUCCUUUCAACAUUUUUAAAUGAGAAAAAGAAAAGAGCAGCACACUUGUGACACUGCCUUCUUGUCUAGUGAGCCGGCGUCAGUCUGCAUGUUGCACUACUUGGUUAACCAGACUGACAUGAGCACAGCUUUAUCAAUAAACAAGAUGGAAAAGAAUCUGGCUACUUUCAAAAAGGAUGCAUUUUUUGAGCAUAAGCCAAAGCUUCAAAUCAGUGUUAAGUGAGUUUGACAUUACAGAUUGCUUAAAAUCUUGUGAGAAAACAUGGCUUUCAGUGAUUUUUUUCCUGUGUGGCUUUUGUUAGUUUUUACAAAGUUGGAAGUCCUUUUGUCAUAGUCUACUGGACAUGAAUUAACUUUGGACAUUUAUAUCAAAUGCCUCUUUAGUGUGAUUUUUAGCAUGGAAGCAAAUUAACUAGUUUGUUGGGGUUUUUAAUACAGUUUUCUUGUGACAGUUGCUAGCUUAUUUUACGUGGGUUUGUGCAUAAAUGUGAAUUUAUUUAAAUAAAGAAAAGAUUAAUGGUCAACUUAGUUUGUGUAAAUGAAGUUAUUGAUAUUAAAAAUAAAUCUCUCUUACUCUUUUACACUUUGUGAUUUUUUUUAAUUCUGCGCAUUUACUAGAAUUACUGUGCAUCUCUAAGCCUUGCUAUAUCACAGCAGAGUAUCAAAGUAAAUUGCAAGAACAGUCAGCCAUUCCUAGUGUCUUUAAAAUCUGUUCAGCUUCUUCUGAACCUGAAAUUCCCCACAGAAAUCUGCAACCCGAAUUUUGAACAUUUUGAGGUUCAAAGGAGAGAAAUAAUUGAACCAAGUUCAGUAGAAGUGAAAUGCGUGGCAGAAAACAUUUUCUAGGUCUAAACCAUUGAUCUCUUUUGAGCCAAACCAAGGUUAAAACAUGGAGUUCAAGCACUGGCACCUGCUGCAGGACACAGAUUUAGACCUCAAUUUAUUUAUAUAUUUAUGUAUGUAUAUAUGUACACAGAGAAAAAUGCUUCUGGGAAAGCAGGCAAUUGCUUUUAACAACAUCAUAAAAGAGUGCAAUUUAAAGAGCUCGUGUAUGACUGUUAGCAGAGGUAGGCUGGCCAGAUAAGCUGCUCUUCCAUAUAAAUCCUUACAUGUUAUUUUCAUUACAGCAGCUGCCACUAUGCACAGGGUCAAGGCUGGUUUGACUGUAUUGGGAGAAAGACAAGGGAGGAGGCGGUUUCCUCCCAUAGGGUGCGUGUCCUGGGCCUAGCACGUUUUUCCUACACAUGAAGAGCGCACUUCAGUACUGCAUGAGGAAGCCUGAAGCCCCACAGACUGUUUGCUAACCUUUCUAGGAACCUGUCAUCAUGCCUCACGCUUUCUGAUCACGCUGCUCCAGUCUCUUUCCAACCACCCCCAUUUCCAUUCAAACGCAGUUCCCAAAACGGCCAUUAGCCUGCAGUUGCCCCGAGUGGACAGGAACGUGAUUUUAACAAAGUACUUGCUGGAUGUCAAAACAAAACCAAACCCCGCACAAUGCACACGCAAACCACGUCUCCAUUUCCCAGGUCAGUUUUUACAUUUCUUGCACCAGCGUGCUGCUGACCAGGGUUCGGUGCUCCGUCCCCUGGAUCCCCCGCAGAACUGAGUGUCACCAGCCAGUAAAGCCGGCUGCUGCGCUGGAGAAACCGGUUGUUCCUGCUGGGGCAGCACUUGUGCUUUGUGUAUUUCUGUCAAAGGGCUCUUUAAGGCCACUUUUCUUGUUUGUCAAGACAGAACUGAGAACUUUCUUUUAAUGCAUCCGUAGCUCCCCCAUGCUUGGCAUGGUAUUCAAUGCAAACCAAUACAGACUACGAUUUGCGCGCAUCUCUGUGGAAUAAAAACGCUGAAGCUCAGCAGGUCCCAGUCCAUCACCCUUGCGCCACAACAAUCAGCUGCCAGUAACCACUACCAGAGUCCCCCAUUGCUCAGUAAAACACAGCUUACCUUCCAGGGUUUCCACAGGGCACAACUGCUUGUUGUGCCUUGUGGGGUACCCCGAGCAGAGCAAGCAGCCGAAAUCUCACCCAGACCAAUCUCUGCAGAUUUUGUGCACUGUGCCAGCCACCAAGGCACGAGCUCCCAGCAGCUCCAACAGCACUCCGAGCCUCUGCCAAAGGGACUGGCCACAGGACGCAGCGCAAGCUUCUGUCAGGCCCGCGAAGUUUCCAUAAAGGAGCCUUUUCCUGAGUCACGGUGCCCGAGGAUGUGUGCUCAGCUAAACUACCUACCUUUAAAGUGGGCGACAACUGAACCUGGUUUUAUGCUGCCUCAUGAGGCUGAAGGCAGAGGAGCUAGCUCUCCCUCUACCACGUAAUUUUUCCAGUGCAAACUCUCUUUAUCUGGUAAUUGUGACAUCACCCGAGUCUGCAGCUGCACACAUGACGCAACAGUUAGUAGCGCAGACACUGGCCCUGGUAUGGCUUCUGCAACCACUACAGUUUACUCGACAACCAUACUGUAAUUUUACAUGAGCAUUAUUACUUCCACUAAAAACUGUCUACGGCAGAAACAGUGCCAGAGUGUUACAGCCGGAACAAAGGACAGACAGCUUGUACUUGUACAUGGGCAUACAGGCUUUUGUGUUAGACUGUGCAAGCUCCAAACACCCCUCAGCUAUUCUGUGAUUAUCAAUUACCUGUGCAAGACUCUGUAAAAUUGCCAGUCUGCGUGAGGGGGAGUCUGGAGUACUGGCCUUACAGAAAUGUCAACAUCAUUCCCUGGUACAACGCAUGAACAAUGGAAAAAAAAUGUAUGAAACAAUAAACUGAGAAACUGUAAUUGAUGAGAUUGCCAUUUUUAUCCACCAUCACUUCUUAAGGCUCAUGCACUCCAAAGAAAUUUCAUCUCUAAGUCUGGCUCUGUCAGGAGAGAAAUGUGCUCAUUGAUCUCACUUAUGUGUAGCACGGUGAACAGACAUUAACCCAUUUGAUAUAGAAGGUAUUUAAAUCAUACUUGGAAGUCACAGAACAAGACUGCCUGUCCCAGUCAGAGCAUCACAUGAACAGAUCAGCUGACUGCAAUCAGCUAAUUUUUAAACUUACCUGAAUUUCCCCAGUGGAGAAUCUAUUUGUAACUGAGGCUGCAUCAAUCAGAGGGUGAUUAAAAAAAAGAAAAAUCCCAAACAAGCUGAUUCUAAAUAUUUGCUCCUUG